Molecule: messenger RNA, 1146 nt
Organism: Cladocopium goreaui
Lineage: Eukaryota; Dinophyceae; Suessiales; Symbiodiniaceae
Source: the annotation of a GenBank genome assembly
AUGUCAUGCUUCGCUGCCGCCUGGGACUUCUUGUCCCACUUCUCUCAACGCUUCGGCUCUCGCCGUGAUCGCCGUGCCGCUGGGAUCCUCUUCACCGGCACCGGCAGCAGCUUCGCGCAGCCGCAGAUCCGCUGCGUGCUGGGCGAGGGCGGGGAAGAGGGCUGUGUGUCCUGUCACGUCGCGGUGCGCAACGGCCGCCGCGAUCCAAAUUGGCGGAACAAUGUGGGUCUGUUGAUUCGUUGGCUCCAUCCUGAUGGUACGUGGCGACACGUGCAGAUCGACUGCGGCAAGACCUUCCGGGAAUCCGUGAUGCUGUGGUACAAAGAACAUCAGGUUGAUUUUUUGGAUGCUCUUCUGUUGACUCACGACCAUGCAGAUGCCAUUUUGGGCCUGGACGAGUUGCGCCAGUUGCAGCGCUUUGACAAUGCCACCAGACAAGUGUGUGGCCCUCCCAUCCAAUGUUUCUGUGAUGCCCGGACCAUGCGGCACUGUCGCCGUGCUUUUCCUUACUUGUUCCCUGGCAGCAAGAGCUCCAAAGAAGGGCUUAUUGCACUGUCACGUGCUUGGUGCAACUGCUCUGGUGCCUGUGACAUCGAGUGCAAAGAUAACCAAUUGAACUCCUUGCCUGGUGAAGUGAAGCGUUUCGUGGCAAGUGUUGACUGGAAGGAGGUGCCUGAAGAUACUUCACCCUUCGAAGUACAGGGACUCAUGAUCCAUGCCCUGCCCGUUUUGCAUGGUGCGGACUAUGUGAGUUUUGGCUACGGUUUUGGGCCAAAGGGCUCUAAAGUCGUCUACAUCUCCGACUACACGGAACUGCUGCCGAGAACGGAGACUCUACUGGAGCAUUGGAGCCAGGAUGGCAUUGCAGUGAUGAUUUUGGACAUGCUCUUUCCGAGCUCGCAGAAGGCUCUUGUGCACGCCAACCUGGACGAUUCUAUCGCACUCGUGCGACGCUACCGACCGCGCAAGGCCUUCUUCGUCGGCAUGUGCCAUUUCCGGGAGCAUCACGACAUGAACCGAGAGCUACGGCGAUUGUGGCACAGCGAGGGCUUGGAUGUGCAAGUGGCGCGGGACGGGCACUUCAAGGAGUUGGAGGUCUUGUAGGAUCGCGCCAGAAACCCUUCGUUGGAUCCAUGCUUGGGAAAA